Messenger RNA from Ustilago hordei, 1092 nucleotides. RefSeq lists its product as uncharacterized. NCBI's taxonomy places the organism in Eukaryota, Fungi, Basidiomycota, Ustilaginomycetes, Ustilaginales, Ustilaginaceae. Gene Ontology annotation, cellular component: U2-type prespliceosome; U1 snRNP. Bases 1 to 1092 code for a protein of 363 amino acids. Gene Ontology annotation, biological process: mRNA splice site recognition. Gene Ontology annotation, molecular function: mRNA binding. The record is from RefSeq and is a predicted model, not a curated record. The transcript has 3 exons.
AUGGGUCGCAAAGCCGAGGUGCAGCGCAUGAUGCUGGAGAAGCUCAUGGGCCCUGAAGCCAUGGGUAUCCCGACCGCCAACUUACACUUCACCGACCCCAAGGUGUGCCGUAACUUCUUGUGCGGCACUUGCCCACAUGACCUCUUUGCCAACACAAAAGUUGAUCUAGGCCCAUGUCCCAAAUCACAUACACCAAAGUACAAAGACGAAUACCGCAAAGCCCUGGCCUCAGGCGAACGCUUCCCCGACUUCGAGCGCGAACACGAGCACAACAUCUUCGCCUUCAUCAACGACAUUGACCGCAAGGUUGCCGCUAACAAACGUCGUCUCGAGCAGACACCGGAAGAGCUCGCCAAGUUCGCCAACAUGAACCGCGAGAUCUCGGAAAUCGAAACCGCCCUAGCAGCAGUCAUGGCCGAGGUGGAAGCAUUAGGAGAGCAAGGACAGAUCGAAGAGUCGCUCGCCGAGCUGGCCAAAGCCGAUGCACUCAAAGAGGAGAAAGCACAGAAGGAGAAGGAGCUACACAAUGCACAAGAGAACUCCGGUGCGAGUGGACACCAGAAGUUGAGGGUUUGCGAUGUAUGUGGUGCCUACUUGAGUAUUCUGGAUUCAGAUAGGAGGUUGGCGGAUCAUUUCGGAGGCAAGAUGCAUUUAGGGUAUUUUAGGUUGAGAGAGAUGAUUGGAGAGUUUGAUGAGAGGAGGAGGAACCCGAAUGCACCACCGAUGGGGAUGCUGGCGACAACAACAGCUGGGCACAAUGGCGGCAGUGCGAACGGUCGGCCGGCACAGGGAUCAGCAACAGGAACAACGACAAGGACUCAGAAUGGUUCAGGUCUGGGUGGGUCACGGUCAGAUAAGGACAGGGAACGCGAGCGAGACUUUGAACGGGAAAGGGAACGUCGUGAUCGUGAACGGAAGGAGAGUCGUGAACAGCGUACAGCCGCCAACGGGGAUGUCGAGGGAAAACGUGCAGGUGAGGAGGGUGAGGUGGAAGAAGAGGAAGGCGAGAUGGUGCCAGCUGACAAUACAACAUCGCAGUCACAGGUCAAGGAAGAGGAUCGAAAACGCAGUCGCUCUCCUUCGGAGAGGUGA